Tupaia belangeri chinensis (Chinese tree shrew) is the source of this 3482-nucleotide messenger RNA. It is a transcript of the gene ESF1, whose product is annotated as ESF1 nucleolar pre-rRNA processing protein. The transcript has 14 exons. Gene Ontology annotation, cellular component: nucleus. Gene Ontology annotation, molecular function: RNA binding. The record is from RefSeq and is a predicted model, not a curated record. Gene Ontology annotation, biological process: rRNA processing. Bases 425 to 2929 code for a protein of 834 amino acids. Lineage: Eukaryota; Metazoa; Chordata; Mammalia; Scandentia; Tupaiidae.
CUUGAUAGAAGGGCUCAGCAGGGCCACGACCCAAACCAAACGAGGUAUCCUUCAGAUUAGUGAGUGAGGAGGCACUUCCUCCUUGUCUUUCGGUCCUCAUUCUUGGGUUCUCUCGGCCCUUUCGGGUUCGCUUAUCGGGAAACCUCAGAAGGAGACCCUCGUUCCGGGGCCAGGUUGGCAGUCCCUGAAUUAGAGGAUGGUUGGAAGGCGAGAGUGGAUCAUGGAAAUGAGGGCCUCGGAAGGGAGGUCGAGUCGCCUUCCGCCUCUUCGAAUCUCUGAUGUUUAUCGAGUGGUUUCGUAUUGAGCAUUUACACGCGUUACCUCGGUUGCUUGGAUGAGGCGGUGUCUAGAGGGAUAAGUGCUUGAACACAUCUAAAGAGUCAACCGAUUUCUUCCAACAUUUUAUUUAGUAAAACAUUUAAAAAUGUCGUCCAAACAAGAAAUAAUGAGUGACCAGCGGUUUAGGCGAGUUGCAAAGGAUCCAAGAUUUUGGGAAAUGCCAGAAAAAGAUCGAAAAGUCAAAAUCGACAAGAGAUUUCGAGCCAUGUUUCAUGACAAAAAGUUCAAGUUGAACUAUGCUGUGGAUAAAAGAGGGCGCCCCAUCAACCAUAGUACAACAGAGGACUUGAAACGCUUUUAUGAUCUCUCAGAUUCUGAUUCUGAUCUCUCCAAUGAAGAUAGCAAAACAUUGAAUCAAAAGAAAUUAAAGAAAAAAUCCCAGAGUAGAAAAGAAAUAGAUUCCAAAAAUAUGACCGAAGAAAAGAAGAAAGAAACCAAGAAAAUUAAUCAAAGGGAUUCUGGAAAUAAUGAUUUAGAUAAUUCUGAAAGAAUUCAGAAAAUGAAAAACUCACAUAAGUCUAAGAAGAUAGAUUCAAAAAUAAUUCCCAAGAAGGGUAGCGAAGAAUUGACACAGCAAAGUACAAAAGAGGGAAAAAAAGUUGUUCAGCGGACAGUAGACUCGAGCCCCUUUGAAUCUAUACAAUCUCCCAAAAUCAAAUGUUCAAAGACUGGAAGAGAAAUGCAGUCAGUGGUUCCACCCAUGAUAGCAAGAGGCAGUGAUUAUAAAAACUCAAUAGAUGGUAAAACGUAUGAUGAUGCUGUGGAGGAUGAUUCAGAAAGUGCUAGUGAAAUAGGAAGCGAUGAGGAAUCUGAAGAUGAAAUUACCAGUGUUGGUAGCACAUCAGCUGAUGAUGGAAGUGAAGAUGAUGAAGAUGAGGAGAAAGGUGAUGAAGAUAGUGAGGAUAUUGAGGAGGAAGAUGAAAGUGACAGUGGUCCUGAUCUUGCAAGGGGUAAAGGAAAUGUGGAAACCAGUUCUGAAGAUGAAGAUGAUAUGACAGAUUUAUUGCCAGAAGAAUCUGGUUUUGAACAUGCUUGGAGAGAAUUAGAUAAAGAUGCUCCUCGGGCUGAUGAGAUUACUCAUCGAUUGGCAGUUUGCAACAUGGACUGGGACAGGUUAAAGGCAAAGGAUUUGCUGGCUCUGUUCAAUUCAUUUAAACCUAAAGGAGGUGUUGUAUUUUCUGUAAAGAUAUAUCCUUCGGAGUUUGGAAAGGAGAGAAUGAAGGAAGAGCAAGUUCAAGGACCAGUAGAGUUAUUAAGUAUUCCUGAAGAUGCUCCUGAGAAGGACUGGACCUCUAGAGAAAAACUGAGAGAUUAUCAGUUCAAACGACUGAAGUACUAUUAUGCAGUAGUGGACUGUGAUUCUCCUGAAACAGCCAGCAAAAUUUAUGAGGAUUGUGAUGGCCUGGAAUUUGAAAGUAGUUGUUCUUUCGUAGACCUCAGAUUUAUACCAGAUGAUAUUACUUUUGAUGAUGAGCCCAAAGAUGUAGCCUCGGAAGUUGAUUUAACAGCUUAUAAACCCAACUAUUUCACAGCUGCUGCAAUGGGAACAUCAUCGGUGGAGAUCACUUGGGAUGAGACUGAUCAUGAAAGAAUUACAACGCUCAACAGGAAGUUUAAAAAGGAAGAGCUUUUGGACAUGGAUUUUCAAGCCUACUUAGCUUCUUCUAGUGAAGAUGAAGAGAUAGAAGAGCAGGAGCUACAAGAUGAUGAUGGAGUCAGUGUAGAAGAUGGGAAAACAAAGAAAAGUCAGAAAGAUGAUGAAGAUCAAAUUGCUAAAUAUAGGCAACUCUUGCAGGUUAUUCAAGAAAAAGAAAAAAAAGGCAAAGAAAAUGAUAUGGAAAUGGAAAUUAAGUGGGUUCCAGGUCUUAAAGAAAGUGCAGAAGAGAUGGUUAGAAACAAAUUGGAAGGAAAGGAUAAACUGACGCCUUGGGAACAAUUUUUAGAGAAGAAGAAGGAGAAGAAAAGACUGAAAAAGAAACAGAAGGCUCUUGGUGAAGAGGCCAGUGAAGAUGAACUUCCCUCUGAUGUUGACUUGAAUGAUCCAUACUUUGCUGAAGAAGUUAAAAAAAUCGGUAUAAAGAAAAAAUCAACAAAAUCUGUAAAAGAUGGAACAGCUCCAGAGGAAGAAACUGAAAUAGAAAGACAAAAGGCUGAAAUGGCUUUGCUUUUGAUGGAUGAGGAGGAGGACAGCAAGAAACACUUCAAUUACAACAAGAUUGUGGAGCACCAGAAUCUGAGCAAAAAGAAGAAAAAGCAGCUUAUGAAAAAGAAGGAGUUAUUAGAAGAUGACUUUGAGGUAAACGUUAAUGAUGCACGGUUUCAGGCAAUGUAUACUUCCCACUUGUUCAAUUUGGAUCCCUCAGAUCCUAAUUUCAAGAAGACAAAAGCUAUGGAAAAAAUUCUUGAGGAGAAAGCUCGGCAAAGAGAACAAAAAGAGCAAGAACUUACUCAGGCAAUAAAGAAAAAAGAAAGUGAGAUUCAAAAAGAAUCACAAAAGAAGUCCAUUGAUCCUGCUUUGUCAAUGCUGAUUAAAUCUAUAAAAAAUAAAACAGAACAGUUUCAAGCAAGAAAGAAACAAAAAGUCAAAUAACUGGAUAUUAUUUCUGUUUGGAUUCAGGAUGUGUUCUCCAGAAGUGUACAUAAGCAGUAAAAGAAAUGUUUAUUGGGAACAAAGCUUCCUUUCAGAAUAUGAAAUAAAUCUUACACUGACCAUCGUAACAUUUUUCUCCAUAAAUAUUUGUUGUACCUAAUUGUGGGUAACUGACAGAUUUGUACCAUAAAUUUCCAUGGAGUAAUUAUAAUUAAGUCUAAUUACCUGAAUUAUAGGAUUUAUAAAAAUUUUAUAUUUUAUGAGCUCAAUUUCUGUUAGUAGAAAGUUACUCUAAAUUAGCUUUUUAAAAAGACUUUAUAAUUCUAUGUAAAAAUAGAACGCUCUCUACUCUUAAAUAUGUUCAUUAAAGACAGUGAAAAUAUUUGUAUGCAAUACAUUAAUUUCUGUGAAAGCAAGAGAAAGAUUUCAUAGCUAUUGAAGUAAUUUAUUUCUUUGCCCAUAAAAGAUAGGUAAGAUCUUUCUUUGUUAUUUGGUCGUGUUUACUACAGUUUAUGAAAUUAAUUUGUAAAUAAAAUACAGAAUAUUUUUAUUA